CUUCGCCCUCGACAACCAUGAUGACAGGGCGCGCAGCACUCGUCCUCCUCGGGCUCUACGCCCAACUCGCCGUCUGCGGCCCCGGCAUCGCCGACCAGAUCCGCGUCCUCGGCCCCCAGGCAGUCAACCUCUGGCGGCUCCAGAACCAGCACGCCGCCCGCGUGCGGCCCCGGGCCCAGGACCCGCUCCUCGUCCAGGGCCAGGACGGGCGGGAGGACUACCCUGUCUCCAACGCACAGGCGGAGAGCAAGUGGGGAGGAGUGUUCCCCGAGCGCUGGUUCGAGCAGCCGCUCGACCACUUCGCGGAGGGGAAGGGCGCGCAGGCGGAGACGGAGACGUGGCGGCAGCGGUACUGGGUCAACACGCGGCACUACGUCCCGGGCCCGGACGCGCCUGUGUUCGUGAUUGAUGGCGGGGAGACGAGCGGGGAGGACAGGCUGGGGUUCUUGGACACGGGCAUUGCGGAUAUUCUGGCGAGGGCGACGGGGGGCGUGGGGGUCGUGCUCGAGCAUAGGUACUAUGGCGAGUCCCGGCCCGUCAAGAACCUGACCACGGACUCUCUACGCUUUUUGAACAAUGCGCAGUCCGCGGCUGACUCCGCGAACUUCAUGGCGAACGUGAAGUUCCCGGGCAUCGACGAGGACUUGACGGCGCCCAACCAUCCGUGGAUAUACUACGGGGGAUCGUAUGCCGGUGCUCGCGCCGCGCACAUGAAGGUUCUCUACCCCGACCUGGUGUGGGGCGCUGUUGCUUCAAGUGGCGUCACCCAUGCGAGCAUCGAGAACUGGGAGUACAUGGAGAUCGUCCGGCGGGCGGCGGACCUCAAGUGCUCGGGCAACAUUCAGCUCACGGUUGAGAUCGUCGAUUCGCUCCUCGCGAACCCCGUCACCGGCCGGCCCAUCAAAGGGCUCUUUGGCCUCGCGGACCUCGAGCACAACGAGGACUUCAUGUCCCUUCUAGAGAGCCCGCUCGGCCACUGGCAGGGGCGUAACUGGGACCCGGAAGUAGGCACGACGGGCUGGGAUGACUUUUGUGCAGCGUUGGACGGGAAGUUCGUCCAAGACCCUGACAUGGAGUUCGUCUCGUACGACGAGGGUAUGGAUAUGGUCACCAUUGCAGAAGACCUCAUGGUGCCUGUGCCGGUUUAUAACUACGCGCGUUACAUCAAGCAGAACUACGUCUCGCUUUGCCCCGAAGGCGCCGUCGAGGAGUGUUUCGGCACCUACGACGACUCGAAGUACCACGACACCGAUCUCGACCAGAUCUGGCGGCUCUGGCUCUUCCAAGUCUGCACCGAAUGGGGCUACUUCUCGACGGCACCGCCCAAGGGCCACCCGCGCAUCGUCUCCCGCCUGCUGACGCUCGAGUACGAGUCCAAGAUCUGCAGGCAGGCAUACCUCCCGGGCAAGCACUUCGCGGUCCCCGCCCUCCCGAACAUCACCGCCGUGAAUGCGCUGGGCGACUUCGACAUCGCGGCCGACCGCCUGGCGAUCAUCGACGGUGAAGUCGACCCGUGGCGGCCAGUGACGCCUCACAGCGACUACGCGCGCGCCCGCGAGGACACCAUCCUGCGCCCGUUCAAGCUGAUCCGCGGGGGCGUGCACCACUGGGACGAGAACGGGCGGAGGAACUUGCUCGAGGAGCCCGCUCAGAUCCAGAUGAUCCACGAGGACAUCGUCGUCUUCGUGACCGCUUGGCUGGAUGACUGGGCUGCGGAGCGUGCGGCACGGGCUCGGGCGUGAUGGCAUGUAUCUGUUUCGUGUAUCGGGAUGAGGUGCCACCAAAUCGAUGUCACUACCUCGGAACACUUCUAAGCUGGGACGUUGAGUAUGCUGUGACGUCAGGCGUGAGAACACUGGUGAGAAGCGCCGGAAGGCAAGAGCACGCUGCGGAGUCUCCGAAACCAGGUAUCACGGCGGUACGACCACCUGGAGGAUGUCUAUGUUCCGCAUUGGCCGUCGCGUGAGACUUCCGUAUCUUCGACCGCGACUACGAUCACGUCUGACUGAGAAGGAUGGGCAACGAGCAGUCCGCGCCGUAUGAGGGCCCGACGGAGGUCCUGGAAGGGAGGGACGUGCGUUCUAUCGUCAAGUACAUGAAAUCGAAGGAAUGCCGGAAGGUGUUCGUCAUGCUCGGUGCUGGUGUUAGUACGGCAGCGGGUAUACCCGACUUUCGUACUCCUGGUACAGGUCUAUACUCUAAUCUAGAGAGACUGAACCUACCAUACCCGGAAGCGGUCUUCGCGAUCAACUACUUCGCAGAGAACCCUCUUCCCUUCUACACCCUCGCCCGCGAGCUCUACCCCGGCCGCUUCCGCCCCACGCUGACGCACACCUUCGUGAAGCUCCUCGCGGACCACGCGCUCCUCGACACAUGCUUCACGCAGAACAUCGACACGCUCGAGCGGCGCGCCGGCGUCCCCGCGCACCGCAUCGUCGAGGCGCACGGCUCGUUCGCGGACCAGCACUGCAUCGAGUGCAAGCGGGCCUUCGACGGCGCGCAGAUGGAGGCGGCCAUCGAGCGGGCCGAGAUCGUCCGGUGCGGGGAGUGCGGCGGGCUCGUCAAGCCCGACAUCGUCUUCUUCGGCGAGGCGGUGAGUGGGCGGCAGGGCAGCUUCUACGAGGAUCCCGGCGUACUGACGUCCAUGCAUGCGGCACACACGCAGCUGCCGCCGCUGUUCGAGCGCACGGUGCCGAAGCUGCGCGAGGCGGACCUGCUGUUCGUGAUCGGGACGUCGCUGACGGUGCACCCGUUCGCGUCCCUCACGGGCCUCGUGCCCGCGGGCUGUCCGCGCGUGCUGAUCAACAUGGAGCGCGCGGGGGACAUCGGGGGGCGGCCGGACGACGUCGUGCUCCUCGGGCGCUGCGACGACAUCGUCCGUGAGAUCGCGCAGGAGCUCGGCUGGGCGGACGAGCUCGAGCGCGAGUGGGCGAAGACGGAGAUUCUCGUCCCGCUGGAGGCGCUCGAUAGAGAGCAGGGAGCGAAGGAGAAGGAUGAGGAGAAGGCGGGGGUAGAGACGACUGUUGCGGACGUUCCUGCCUCACAGUCACAGGCAGCCUAUGCGGAGGGGGCGCCUGCUGUGAGCAAGGGGCAGGAAGAGGAGGCGCGGGUCGAGGCGGAGGUCGACGUGUUGACGGAGAAAGUCGCUCAGGCACUUGCGCUGUCCGAGGAUGCGGGAGUUGAGGCGGCUAGGACGGCGACGAUCACCCCAGGCUCACAAUCGACGACGUCGGGUCCGGGUUCUGAGGAAGCCUCAGAGGGUGCGGCCGCACACUCAUCUGAGUCUGAUUCGAGACCGCCAGUAGGAGAUACGAGAAGUCCGGAGGCGAGCAUAGCAGGAAAGGAGAAAGAGAAGUUGUAGUGAUGAUACCAGUGGGACAUUGAUUCACCAAAGUCCACGAUCUGUUGCUGUAUAGUGCUCCACUCAUCGUAGCAGGAUUCGCCACUCAACGAAGCUCAAGAUGGUCAAUUGCGAUUGCA
Messenger RNA from Dichomitus squalens LYAD-421 SS1, 3480 nucleotides. RefSeq names its product peptidase S28. NCBI's taxonomy places the organism in Eukaryota, Fungi, Basidiomycota, Agaricomycetes, Polyporales, Polyporaceae. Gene Ontology annotation, biological process: proteolysis. The record is from RefSeq and is a predicted model, not a curated record. Bases 18 to 1742 code for a protein of 574 amino acids. Gene Ontology annotation, molecular function: dipeptidyl-peptidase activity; serine-type exopeptidase activity. The transcript is spliced from 16 exons.